AACUUCUUCAUUACUUUCUAAAAUUUUGUCUUAUUUUAUUCGAAAUAUUAGACAAAUAAAACGAUAAAUAUAAAUCCUUCAAUUGUUUUCGUUCGAAAUUUAUACAUUUAUACAUUUAACGACGCAUAAUACUUACAUAAAUCACAUAUUUAAAUAAAAGAUCAAAAAAUAUUCUUAUAUGUCCAUGAAACUCGCCUUCGUGAUUCACACGCUUGGACACCUGGAUCUUUUCCAAGAAUCAUGAGUCAAAUCUGGAAGAAAUCGGAUGAGUAUUACCAAAAUAAUAGUUUUAUUCAUGUAUAUUUAAAUGUAUAUUCUUUUUUCCGUCGUUUAUGAAAAAUCAGAAUUAAAAAUUCUACGUUGUUUGGGACAUUCGAUGUUAGUAUGCAUUAAACGUAAGUCGUGCACCGCCAGCUACCGGCGGACUAGGCAGUGUCGUCGUAAGUUGGAGAGGGGCACGUAGAUAGCACGUUACUCGUUCUUCGUUCUAUGCAGUCGCGUGUAAUAUACGUUUGUCGUUCAUCGGUAGUUGACGAGCGCGCUUGAAGUCGUUGCUUUGGUUUGCGAAGGACAUUCGUACCGAUUAGUCGUCCUUUCUCGGUUUACUUGUCAUUUUUUUCGAAACAGCUCGUAAAUGCUACCUAAUUUAACCUAAUACUAUCAAACUUGUCUCACGUCAUGAUACUGUCUCUUAGUCGAUUAUACGUAAAGUAAAAUAUAAAUUAGAAAAAUUAAAAAUUGAAGUAACGAAACAGAUUUCAAUAUAUCUGUAGUAAGUUUGAACAUUUGCAGUGAAUGGUGGACGAUGAACUUUUUGGCCCAUGGGGCCGAAUACUCAUCAUAGUCGUGAUAGCAUUGAUCGUCAUCGUUAUCUUACUCGUGAUCGCCUGUUAUCUAAUACCAGGAUGCCAUGGAUACGAAUACAUCAGGAAACGAAAACAAUUCUUUGCAGAAAGAGAAACAAAAAGUGUGCCAUUAUGUCUAAAAGGCAAACAAAAUGAAAAUGUGAAGUUAAAUGAUGUCAGCUACAGAUCUUGGAGAUUGGGCAGUCUUUACGAAGGCAGCAGCAAUGGUACGAUCGAUGAGAAUGCAAGUCCAAACGAGAAUUCCUAUAAUUCCAGCAACGCUCAGUUUGGUUUCACUGAUACCUCAUCCACCCUGAACUUGGUGCAGAAGGAUAAGCAAAAAAGCGAGAAGAAACAAAAAGAAUUCCCCACUGAAUUGACAAUAAGCUUACAGUAUCUGCCGCCUUGCGAUGAGACUAUUACCGGAAAACUCGUUAUCGGUGUCGAGGCGUUAUCCGGUCUUCCUCCAAAGCAAUAUAAUUGCACGUUGGAGCCAUACGUGACACUAAACAUUACGAAGCAAUCGUGGAAUCAUAGGAAACGACAAAGGUUACAUAGUUUUCGAACAAGGAGUAUCAGGCAUACGGCGAGUCCCAUUUUUAAGGAGGCGUUCGGUGUGGCGAACGUAAGUCCUCAGGAAGUUAAGGAGUGGAUUCUCGACUUUAUGGCAUACGAUCAUGACAGAUAUGCUAAUGACACGGAAUUGUGCAGCUUGAAAGUAUCCAUGAAGGAAGUAAAGCACGUUCUACAAAGCCCGGAAAUUCAUAUGUUCAAUUUCAGGAUGAAACCAUCUAAUUUGGAAUUUGGAAACAUUUUAUUAGGUAUAAGUUAUUUACCCACAGCACAGAGAUUAGCUAUAAAUGUAAUGAAAGUACGUGAUGUCAAAUUUACACCACCAGCAUCGAGUUUAAACAACUUUAAUUUUUAUGUCAGGAUAUUGAUGCUCAAUGGACGAACUGGACAUCGAAUAAGAAAAAAAAAGACUAAAUCCGUCAUUGCGAAUUCACAAACAGAGUUCAACGAAACCCUGACAUUUGACGUAUUGUAUAAUCAAUUAGACAUUGUGCAAUUUCUCAUCGUGUUAUGCAGCAAAGCUGCACCUCUUGAUAUUGUUACGAGUAUUAUGGAUCAUCCGAGUGACAGUGAAGAUUCAUUAACAUCAAUUCAGAAAUCAAAUAAUAUUUAUGUCGGUAAGGUUGCGUUAGGAAAAGGAGUCAGAGGUUCGACAGAAAGAUUACACUGGUUCUCUAUACUUCAAAAUCCUAGAAAAUUAGUUACCGUAUGGCAUGUUCUAAAAUAAAUAACUAAAUUGCGAAUUUAAAUUUUUAUGAAUACAUAAUAAAAUGAGUACAAUAAUAAGAUUAAAAUGAAAAUUUGUUUCAUCUCUUAAAUAUCAUAAUAUAUAUUUUAGAUUGAAUUUUUUUUUUGCAUAUCGUAUGCAUUUUAUAAAUUUUUAUAGAUUUAUAUUUUCUAUAAAUGUAUAAAUUUCCAAAGUCUAAUAAUAACUGAAAUUUUAUCGAUAUUAAAGGAAUAAUAGCAGAAAUGCAAAAGAUAAUUCAACGUUAUUGCUCAAUUUGUAUAUGGAUGACAUCAUUGUUAAUAUCAUUUGAAGAUGAUAUUAUUGUUAUUGAAAUUAUAUUAAAUUUAUAAUAUUAUAAAGUAACAUUGUGUUUACUUUCAAAUAUUAUUAAAUAUAUUAUUAAAUAAAACUAUAAGAUUCCAUAAUAUAUGUUAUUAUUCCUAGUGAAAAAUUUCCGGUCAAAAAUAACAUUACCAAAUUCUUUAUAAAUAUUCUAGUUUUUGAAAUGUAAAAUGUUAUAAUAUAAAUAUAAAAUAUAAAUUUAUAAAGAAAUUAAAAUUAUUCUUUUAAAUAUUUAUAAUUAUUUAAUAUCUUGACAUUUCUGUAAUUAUAACUUUAUUGAUAUUAAAAUUAUUAAUUAUUUUAUUUUUUUACUUUUUUCUUCUCGAUAAUAAAUAAUUCAAUUAUUCUUGCCUAUUUGGCUACUUUGAAUCAAUUUAAUAUUUUAUUGUAUUUUAUAUUUAUACCAUAGUAUUUAUUAGUAUUUUAAAAUUCGAAAACUAUAGUAUUUUUUAAAAAAUUUUGAAUUUGUUUGAAAACUUUUUAUCAGGAAGUGUCAGGGUUUUCAGUAAUAAUAUUAUAUAUUGAAUAAUUAAUUAAAUAUAUUAAAUUAAUAGUUAAACAGUGCCAUAGGCGAUUAAUAUUUCAAGGAAUAUAAAAGUUUCAGAUUAAAAAUAAAUUGCAAAUAGUAUAAAAAUCUUAUUUAUUCGCUUAGUUUAUUUCAAAGUACCUGAAUUUUAAAUUUUUGUUGUUAUUUUUGAUACUAAUUUCAGUACAAAUUUUUAAUAUUUAAUAUCAUAUUAAUUUCAAAACAUAUUAAUUUUUAAUAAAUAAUUUAUUGAUUCAUAAAAAUAUUGUUAUAUUUUGGGCAAUAAUGUUAAAUUAAAUAUUAUAUAUAAGAAUGUAUGAAUAUACGUAUAAAAUAUAUUUCUAUAUUUAUUUCAUAAUUAUAAAUAAUAAUAUUUGCGUAUAAAAUCGCAACCAAAGAUUAUGAAAAUUAAUAUAAUAUAUAUAAUAAAUAUAAAUUUUAUAAAUAUUGUUAUGUUAAUAUGAAUUGUUAUUGAAUGUUAUUUAAAAUUAAAUAAAUAAUAUAUAUAUAUAUAUGUCAA
Messenger RNA from Apis cerana (Asiatic honeybee), 3533 nucleotides. It is a transcript of the gene Syt20, whose product is annotated as synaptotagmin 20. The record is from RefSeq and is a predicted model, not a curated record. Gene Ontology annotation, molecular function: phosphatidylserine binding; calcium ion binding; calcium-dependent phospholipid binding. Gene Ontology annotation, biological process: calcium ion-regulated exocytosis of neurotransmitter; synaptic vesicle endocytosis. NCBI's taxonomy places the organism in Eukaryota, Metazoa, Arthropoda, Insecta, Hymenoptera, Apidae. Gene Ontology annotation, cellular component: plasma membrane; synaptic vesicle membrane; exocytic vesicle.